CCUCACAUACACAUAGACAAGAGUGCAAGCCUUUCACCAUGGCGUGCAGAAACGCACUGUCCUCCGUUGCCUUCCUCGGGGUUUUGCUGCUCUCAUGCAGUUACAUGAGCAGCGCAGCACGUCACCUGGAGGAAGCCAUGCCCAAGGAGAAGGAGGAGCACCCACCACAUCCCAUUGCGCCGGAGCUGCCAAAGCCCGAACUCCCACCACACCCUGUUGUACCCGAGCUGCCAAAGCCUGAACUUCCUCACCCUGUCGUCCCAAAGGAGCCCGAAGUGCCGCACCAUGCAGUACCGGAGAUGCCAAAGGAGCCUGAAGUGCCGCACCCUUCUGUGCCGGAGCUACCGAAGCCCGAGUUGCCGCCACACCCUGCAAUGCCCGAGCUGCCGAAACCUGAGCUACCUCAUCCAGUUGUCCCUGUGGUGCCAAAGGAGCACGAAGUCCCACACCCUGUCGUACCAGAGGCACCAAAGGAGCACGAAGUGCCCCAUCCUGCUGUGCCCGAGCUGCCAAAGCCGGAAAUUCCACAUCCUACCAUGCCAGAGGUGCACCCUGCUGUGCCAAAGAUGCCGGAAUUUCCGCACCCCACCAUGCCGGAGUUUCCAAAGCAUGAGCUGCCACCAUUCCCAAAAGCCGAGCUGCCCCCGAAGCCCAAGUUCCACUUUCCAGAGCCAGAGGCCAAGCCAUGA
Messenger RNA from Lolium rigidum, 689 nucleotides. RefSeq names its product protein PELPK1-like. The transcript has a single exon. Lineage: Eukaryota; Viridiplantae; Streptophyta; Magnoliopsida; Poales; Poaceae. Bases 39 to 689 code for a protein of 216 amino acids. The record is from RefSeq and is a predicted model, not a curated record.